Molecule: messenger RNA, 1430 nt
Organism: Manis pentadactyla (Chinese pangolin)
Lineage: Eukaryota; Metazoa; Chordata; Mammalia; Pholidota; Manidae
Product: olfactory receptor 52E8-like
Exons: 2
Coding region: 7-993 (328 amino acids)
Biological process (GO): G protein-coupled receptor signaling pathway
Cellular component (GO): membrane
Molecular function (GO): G protein-coupled receptor activity; olfactory receptor activity
Source: RefSeq, a predicted model, not a curated record
GAGAGAAUGUCUGUGCCUAAUGACACCCAGUUCCACCCUUCUUCUUUCCUUCUGCUGGGCAUACCAGGAAUGCAAGAUGUGCACGUCUGGGUCGGGUUCCCCUUGCUCUUUGUGUACCUUGUUGCCGUCCUGGGGAACGCUGCUGUGCUGUUUGUCAUCUGGACUGAGCACAGUCUCCAUGAGCCUAUGUACUACUUCCUGGCCAUGAUGGACUCCACCGACCUGGGCUUGUCCACAGCCACCAUCCCCAAAAUGCUGUGCAUCUUCUGGUUCCACCUCAAGGAUAUAUCUUUUGAAAGCUACCUUUCCCAGAUGUUCUUCAUCCACUUCUUCACUGCCAUGGAGAGCAUCAUGCUGGUCGCCAUGGCCUUUGACCGCUACACUGCCAUUUGUAAACCCCUUCACUACACCGUCGUCCUCUGCAGCGAAACCAUCAGCAUCAUUGCAGGCGCUGGUGUCCUGCGGAGCCUGUGCAUGGUGGCCCCCCUGGUGUUCCUCCUCCUGAGGCUGCCCUUCUGUGGGCACCGUGUCAUCCCUCACACCUACUGUGAGCACGUGGGCAUCGCCCACUUGUCCUGUGCCAGCAUCAAAGUGAACAUUAUGUUUGGCCUUGGCAACAUUUCUCUCUUAUUAUUGGAUGUGGUCCUUAUUGUUCUCUCCUAUGUCAGGAUCCUCCAUGCAGUCUUUUGCCUGCCUUCUUGGGACGCUCGACUCAAAGCCCUCCACACCUGUGGUUCCCACAUUGGUGUCAUAUUAACUUUUUUCACUCCAGCAUUUUUCUCUUUCUUGACACACUGUUUUGGCCACAAUAUUCCUCAAUAUAUCCACAUUUUCUUGGCCAACCUGUAUGUGGUUUUUCCACCAGCCCUCAAUCCUGUCAUCUAUGGGGUCAGGACCAAGCAGAUAAGGCAGCAAAUCCUGAGGAUUUUUCAUCUGGGGAAGGAGAUAGUCUCUCAGGCCAUGGAGAUCCACAGAUUCCCCCUACACAAGUGACCCAAGGAAGACAACACCAAGACACAUAGUAAUUAAAAUGGGAAAGAUCAAGGAUAAGGACAGACUGUUAAAAGAAGCCAGAGGCAUAAAUAAGAUUACAUACAAAGGAAAGCCCAUCAGACUAACAUCAGACUUCUCAGCAGAAACCUUACAGGCCAGAAGGGAGUGGCAUGAUGUAUUUAAUGCCAUGAAGCAGAAGGGCCUGGAACCAAGAUUACUUUAUCCGGCAAGAUUAUCAUUUAAAUUUAAAGGAAGGAUUAAACAAUUUCCAGAUAAGCAAAAGCUGAGAGAGUUUACCUCCCACAAACCAUCUCUGCAGUCUAUUUUGGAGGGACUGCUAUAGAUGGAAGUGUUCCGAGGGUUGGAUAGCUGUCACCAGAGGUAGUAAAAUCAUGGUAGGGAGGGCUGAGCAGCUGAUUGCGAGGCAAAUGCAAAAU